AUGGCACCGGAAUGCCUGACUUCGAAGAACUCCGGCUUGAAGAGAACAUCACUCGCGUUCGCCCGCAUCAUCUGCAAGUACCGCGGCAGCGUCAAGAAGAAGAAGAAGAAGAAGAAGAAGAAGAAGAAGAAGAAGAAGAAGAAGACCACUUACAUCAACAUUCCACGACCCGCCCUCCUUUCCCCUUCUGAUAAUCGCAUUCAGCACCCCAAUAACUCCGCUAACCCCUGUGCAAAAAUCACUGUUCGGAAAUACAGGUGUGACCGGCUCAUCCACCCCCAUCCCCCUUCCAAACUCCCAACUCACCCCACAACACGCAUCGCUGAUCUGCUGCCAGCCCGAUCUUCCUUGCCAGUCCCCAUUCCACCCAUAACAGUUCUCCCUCACCACAAUCAACCCACGCUCCCGGUCCUUCGUCAGCUCAAGCAAGUCGUCCAGCCCGAGCCCGUAUUUAUCUAG
Messenger RNA from Parastagonospora nodorum SN15, 459 nucleotides. RefSeq lists its product as hypothetical. NCBI's taxonomy places the organism in Eukaryota, Fungi, Ascomycota, Dothideomycetes, Pleosporales, Phaeosphaeriaceae. The transcript is spliced from 2 exons. The record is from RefSeq and is a predicted model, not a curated record. Bases 1 to 459 code for a protein of 152 amino acids.